AUGCCUCUUCGCAUCGCGCUGCUCAACUGCUUCCGCGGCGGCGCGUUUUCCGCCGUCCUCAACAUCACGUUGUUCGUGGCGGGCGUGAGCAUUCAACACAUGUUGCUGCAUGCCGUGUUCACGCCCGUCAAGAGUGCCACGGAAAUCCCCAUGCUCAUGGUCGGGUUUGGCUCGUCGGUCGUGGCGCUGUUCGCCGCAGACGUCGGAGUCGAUCUCGUCGGCAAGGUCGAGCAGGACAUCCCCAAAGACGACCCGCACAACCUGUCGGUGAUUGCCGACUUGAUUGGGGACAUGGUCGUCGACUACGUCGGGAGCAGCGCUGACGUGUUUGUUUGA
This is a messenger RNA of Aphanomyces astaci, 336 nucleotides long. RefSeq lists its product as hypothetical. The record is from RefSeq and is a predicted model, not a curated record. The coding region runs from base 1 to 336 and encodes 111 amino acids. Gene Ontology annotation, cellular component: membrane. The transcript has 3 exons. Gene Ontology annotation, molecular function: diphosphate hydrolysis-driven proton transmembrane transporter activity; inorganic diphosphate phosphatase activity. Lineage: Eukaryota; Oomycota; Saprolegniomycetes; Saprolegniales; Verrucalvaceae. Gene Ontology annotation, biological process: proton transmembrane transport.